AAAAAAAAAAAAGUAACCCAAGCUGAUGACACAAACUCCUCACCCUUUUUGAUUUCUCUGCUCGCUGUCUCUCCGUCUCCCGCUAACUCCUCUUCUCCAUAUAUAUACUAGUUUUCUUUUGUUCUCUUUUCCAUAUCUCAAUUAACUGUUCUUCCAAACCCAGAAUCCAGGUUUUCUAUGAUUCUAUCGAAUUUUGAUGAAAUAAAAAGUAAAAUACCCUUUGUAUCAGCUGGGUAAUUCAAGAAUCUAUCAAAGUAAUAUACCUUAGACACUGACUUUUUUUGCUUAUCUGAACCACAUUCUACUUUUUCCAAAACGUUCAUCAUUAAACCACUCUUCUAGUUUGGAUCUCUUCUUUGAUUCAAGGUUUGAGUUUUCUCUUUGCCUUUUCUUUGUUGUUGAAUUCACUUCCAAUCUACAGUCUCUACCCUUGCAUUUACUAGCGAAUUGGUUGUGCCAUUAAUGAGAAAUUAAUGGGUUUGAGAUUGGGAGGGAAGAUGACAGAGGGACUUGUUUGAUUACUUGGGUUAGAAGAAAGAGAAACCUUGAAGGCCUCCGGGGACAGCCUCCUAUUGGAUUAUGAGUUUAAUGUGAGAAUAUUCAUUUCUCCUGUUGCCAGUGGUGUGAAGAAUGAGGCAGAGGCAAAGUGCAGCUAAAUCGCCGUCCUCUGAAGUCAAAUCUCAGAGUACCAAUCUCUCCAAACGAGAAGGAUUAAGCAAUGAAAACAUAUUUCAGAAAUCUAACACCUUCUUGUCUCCAAAGAACAUUUUUGCAUUCUGUCUCGCAUUUCGAUUGACAAAUUCUCUGCUGAUACAAACGUAUUUUAAUCCAGAUGAGCACUGGCAAGCCCUCGAAGUUGCUCAUCACAUUGUAUUCGGGUAUGGUCACUUGACUUGGGAGUGGAAAAAGGGGAUACGCGGUUAUUUGCAUCCACUGGUGUUUGCUUUGCUGUUCAAAGUUCUUGCAUUGUUAGGUCUUGAUACUCCAUGGUUCAUGACCAAGGCUCCACGGCUGCUGCAAGCCCUGUUCUCUGCAGUUGGUGAUUUAUACUUGUACAAAUUUUCAUGUGCUCUCUUCAAUCAUUCUGUAGCAAACUGGGCACUGUUCUCUCAAUUGACAAACUGGUUCAUGUUUUAUUGCUUCAACCGUACAUUGUCCAAUAGCUUGGAAACUGUUCUUACAAUUGUGGGUUUAUACUGCUGGCCCUGUAUGAGAGAAGCUCCUAAUAAAGUGCCAUUGGUUUCAAGGAAGAGGGGUUUGAUCAUAGCAGCAUUAGCUUGUGCAAUUCGACCAACUAGUGCUGUUAUCUGGGUCUAUGUUGGCCUUCUCGAGCUGUUUGUCACACGUGAUAGAUUGAAAUUCAUUAUUCUGGAGGUGUUUCCCAUUGGGGCUUUGGUGCUUGGUGUUUCAUGUUUUUUGGAUCGUGUGAUGUAUGGCUCAUGGGUCAUAGUACCACUUAAUUUUCUGAAGUUCAAUUUUCUUUCUUCUGGAGGAGAUUAUUAUGGAACUCACAAGUGGCACUGGUACUUCUCUCAGGGAUUUUCUGCAAUGCUCUUCACUUUCUUACCAUUUGCAAUAGCUGGCAGCAUCAAGUCUAAAUGUUGGAAACUUUCUGGUCUUAUUGCAUGGGUUUUAAUUGUUUACAGCAUAUUGGGUCACAAAGAAUUCAGGUUUGUGUUGCCUGUGCUGCCAGUAGCUUUGAUAUUCUCUGGAUAUGCAUUAUCUGUGAUGGCAAGACCUGAUUCUCCUAAUGGUGAUAGGAAAGGUUCUUCAAAGAGUCAUAAUAAAUGUCUGUCGAAAGUGGGAUUUGCUGUCAUCUUCUUGUUAUGUACAAAUAUUCCAAUGGCCUUGUACAUGAGUUUGGUUCAUCAGAGGGGAACCGAAGAUGUACUGAUCUAUCUAUCUAAAGAAGCCCACAAUGAAAGAGUGAAAAGUAUACUAUUCCUAAUGCCUUGCCAUGCCACGCCUUACUACUCCACUCUCCAUCACAAUAUACCAAUGCGUUUUCUAGACUGCUCACCAAGUGAAGAGAAAGGAAACCCAGAUGAGUCAGACCGUUUCAUGAUGGAUCCUGUUGGUUUCACAUCAGAAUUGGCGAAAAACUUGUCUUUGCCAAGUCAUGUUGUAUUAUUUGAAUCAGAGGAGAGACACUUGAAGGAUUUUCUGAUUUCACAUUCUUUCAAAGAGAUAAGAAGGUUUUUCCAUGCUCAUUUCAAGGUGGACCGUGAUCUUCAGGCAUCAGUUGUUGUAUAUGCUUUAGCUGAUUAAGUACAAUUGUUUUCCCCGACCACUCUUUACACUAAUCGACUCUGCUCUCCAAGAAUUAUGUUCCCUUUUUUCCCCAAUAGACCAAAUUAUUGAACGAGGUAUUGGUGUUAACAACUUAAUACCUGAAACAGCUGAAGUCCGUGGCAUGGUACUUCAUCAGGGAAUUUUGCAGUUGGCUCACCGUUUGGUAGUAAGAUGAUUAAUUGUUUGUUAUUAUUUUUUUCUUUAUCUUAAAUUUCUUAUUGUAAUAUUGUCAUUUUGUGUUUUUAAAUAUUAUCAUCUCUACCUACGAGUGGGGGCUCAGUUGGCAACACAGGCUGGGAAUAUGAGAAGAUCUCUCAUCUCCACUAAACUCACCUAUAGGGAGGGGCAAAAAAUUUUAACUGUGACUAAACUCCGAACCGGAUUAGACAGUUCUUAGUAAUAUGGUCGGAUACCGGUGGUUUAUACCAAAAAAAAAAAAAAAUCUUUGGUUAGGGUUUAGAAGUUGAGUUUAAUGAUAGAUAAUAGAUGAAUGGAUAUGGAUUCUUUCCUCUCUGUUUGGCUAGAAUUUGAGUUUAAUGAUAGAUGAAGAAUGGAUAUGAAUGCUUUUCUUUCU
Molecule: messenger RNA, 2866 nt
Organism: Jatropha curcas
Lineage: Eukaryota; Viridiplantae; Streptophyta; Magnoliopsida; Malpighiales; Euphorbiaceae
Product: Alg9-like mannosyltransferase family
Biological process (GO): GPI anchor biosynthetic process
Cellular component (GO): endoplasmic reticulum membrane
Molecular function (GO): alpha-1,2-mannosyltransferase activity
Source: RefSeq, a predicted model, not a curated record